AUUCUGUCGUCGUCACUCGCGUGAAAACACCGAGCAGGGGAGACGAGGGAAGAAACCGGCACGACUAUUUAAAAUAACGAAUAUUCCCAUAAACAAUACUGUAAAAUUUCUAGUACUAUUGUCGGAAAUUACUCUGUUUGGCCUGUCGAUUUUGAAAUGUUAUCGUUUAGGUUCUCGUGGGCGUUAAAGGAGUUUUGCAAACCCAAUCUAAGGCUCAUUUGGAAAAAUAAUUCGGAUCAUACAGUAACCGCCGGAGGAUGCGCAUCUUCAUAUGGACGGUCCUUGUGCACGCAGACAGAUGCGAGCAACGAGAAGAGAAGGAAGGCAGGCAUUUUGCCCAGCCUGGAAGAUCUGCUGUUUUACACCAUUGCAGAAGGCCAGGAGAAAAUUCCAGCUCACAAAUUUACCACGGCACUGAAGGCCACAGGUCUGCGCACUGGAGACCCUCGUCUUAGGGAGUGUAUGGAGAUGUUAAAGGUCACCCUCAAGACCACUACAGAUGGUGCUCUGGAUCGACAUCUCUUCAAAAAGUGUGUGCAAAGCAACAUUGUGUUGCUAACACAGGCUUUCCGGAAAAAGUUUGUCAUUCCCGACUUUCAGUCGUUCACCUCUCACAUCGAUCAAAUUUACGAGAGCGCUAAAUCAAUGUCGGGUGGCCAGGUGGCAGAUUACAUUCCUCAGCUAGCGAAAUUCAGUCCUAAUCUCUGGGCCGUUUCUCUCUGCACUGUAGAUGGUCAACGAUACACUGCGGGUGACACGAAAGUUCCAUUUUGUCUGCAGUCGUGUGUGAAACCGUUAAAAUACGCAAUUGCGGUUCACGAUCACGGCACCGAAUACGUGCACCGCUUUAUAGGGAAGGAACCCAGCGGCCUUCGUUUCAACAAGCUCUUCCUUGACGAAGAAGAUAAACCUCACAAUCCCAUGGUAAACGCUGGCGCUAUAGUUUGCACUUCCCUUCUCAAGCAAGGUGGAGGCAAUGCUGAGAAGUUUGAUUAUGUGCUGAACUUUAUGAAGAAGUUGGCUGGAAAUGAGUAUGUUGGUUUUAGCAAUGCUACGUUUCAGUCAGAGCGAUUGUCAGGUGACAGAAAUUUUGCCAUUGGUUACUACUUGAAGGAGAAGAAGUGUUUCCCGGAGGGUACAGACAUGAUUUCCAUCCUGGACCUUUACUUCCAGCUGUGCUCCAUUGAGGUAACCUGUGAAAGUGCCAGUGUGAUGGCAGCUACCCUGGCGAAUGGCGGUUUCUGUCCAAUCACGGGCGAGCGUGUGCUGAACCCCGAGGCCGUACGAGACACUCUGAGUCUAAUGCACUCUUGCGGCAUGUACGACUUCUCCGGACAGUUCGCUUUCCAUGUUGGUCUCCCGGCUAAAUCAGGUGUUGCGGGAGGCAUCCUGCUGGUAGUGCCCAAUGUGAUGGGCAUCAUGUGUUGGUCUCCUCCUCUUGACAAAUUGGGCAACAGUGUGCGGGGAAUCCAGUUUUGCACGGAUCUGGUCCAGCUCUUCAAUUUCCACAAUUAUGAUAAUUUACGCCACUUUGCCAAGAAACUGGAUCCACGCAGAGAGGGCGGAGAACAACGGGUCAAGUCCGUUAUCAACCUGCUGUUCGCAGCCUACACAGGGGACGUGUCCGCUCUGAGGAGGUUUGCUCUCUCGUCGAUGGAUAUGGAGCAGAGAGAUUACGACUCGAGGACGGCUCUUCAUGUAGCUGCCGCUGAAGGUCACGCUGAGGUUGUGCGUUUUCUUCUAGAAGCCUGUAAGGUGAACCCGGAGCCCAAGGACAGGUGGGGCAACACUCCCAUGGACGAGGCCAUUCAUUUUGGCCAUCAUGAUGUCGUGACAAUCCUAAAGGACUAUCACACCACCUACAGCCCCAAGGAGAGCACCGCCGACAGCGAAAAAGAGACCGCCGAGAAGAACCUGGAUGGCAUGCUGUAGAGUUAAAACACUUAUUUUUCCCAUUGAGUCUGCCUGUCUGAGGUACGCAUUUAUAUGCAUUUAUUUAAGAAGAAAACUUACAAAUGAGGGGGGAAAAAGAGUCCCUUUACUCUGUUUUGUGGUGUGUGUGUGUGUGUGUGUGUAACCUCUGUUACCAUGGUAAUUUUGUUUUAUAGUACACUCGUACGGUAAAUGUAGGAAUGUAGCGUCAUAAAGGUCUUAUUUAGAUGUAUAUCCAUGUAAACAAACAAUAUAAUUUCAUAUACUCAAAACAAGCAUAUAUAAAAAGUGUAUAUGAACAUUCAUUUACAGUUUGAGAAUCUUGAUAGAUGAUGUCAGAAACGGCAGAGGGAAGCAUUGGGUGUGAUGUCAUUUGGAAUUUAUUUUUAUAUUUUUAUUUUUUCUUUAUCCUCUACUUUAGUCUUAACUUGGUUAUAAAUCAACAGUAGUAGUUAUUUAUGCCUUUUUGAUUGUGUAUCAUCUUGUGAACAUGUUCCAAAUAUGACACUGUUCUUUGAAUGUCAAAAAUAAUUGCACUUUUUUAAUUAAUUUUUUAUUAUAUUUAUUAUUUAUUUGUCUUUUCAAAUAUUUUUACAAAUGCAAUUAUAGUAACACUAAAGGUGCGUUUUUUUCUCUCUCUUUCCAAGUACGUUUUAUCAGUUUUACAAUUUGUUAACAUUAGGCAUCAUAAAAAUUUAUUUAUUUGUUAUAUAAUUUAACGUUUUAAUAAAUGUAGUAAAUUGACAAUAACCAGGAUUAAUAAAUGCUGUAACUAAAGGAU
Pimephales promelas (fathead minnow) is the source of this 2713-nucleotide messenger RNA. RefSeq names its product glutaminase a (gene glsa). Gene Ontology annotation, molecular function: protein binding; glutaminase activity. Gene Ontology annotation, biological process: L-glutamine catabolic process. NCBI's taxonomy places the organism in Eukaryota, Metazoa, Chordata, Actinopteri, Cypriniformes, Leuciscidae. The record is from RefSeq and is a predicted model, not a curated record.